AAUAAAAGAAAACCUGAGAACUACAACUGCUUCUCGUGUCUGCUUUUCGCCAAGGACUCAACAGAUAACAGCUGAGCUAAAAGCCCAACAGCAGAGAAAGCAUCCAGUAGAGCUCUGUUCUUGGUCUUGGAGGAGAAAUAAGGUGCUCUGCCAAGCUUGUGCCUGGACAUCUGCGAAGAAAAGUUGAUCAAGAAUCCAAGGAAGGAUCUUUAUGGUUUCUCAAGACAUUCACCAGCAUCAACAUCUUUGACAUUUGCUUAUUCUUCUACUGACCCAGAAUCACACUAGCCAUGGGAAAAUCUAAGAAGAAAGAAGAGGCUGUCUUUCUGAGGAAAAAGAUCACACUCCUGAGGGCCUUUUCACUUCUCAUUGGGAGCAUGGUGGGCAGUGGCAUAUUCAUCUCUCCCAAGGGGGUCCUGAAAAACUCCGGCAAUGUGGGCCUCUCCUUGAUUGUUUGGUUUGCCUGUGGAAUUCUCUCCAUGUUUGGUGCUUUGAGUUACGCAGAACUGGGCACGCGAAUCACGAAGUCCGGAGGCCAUUACAUUUAUAUCUUGGAAACUCUAGGUCCUCUGCCUGGAUUCCUGUUCCUAUGGGCCGAAUACUUUGCUAUAAGACCAGCCAAUAGUGCCGUUGUCGCUUUAGCAUUUGGACGCUAUAUAUUGGAACCAUUUUUUGCUCCUUGUCCGGCUCCACUCCUGGCUGUGAAGCUUGUUGCUCUCCUGGGCUACUACAUUGUCCUCGUCUUAAAUUCUUGCAGUGUCAGCUGGAGUGCCCAGCUUCAGACCAUCUUAUCCAUCAUCAAAUUGGCAGCACUCUCUCUCAUUAUUGUCCCAGGCAUGAUGCUUUUAGCUCAAGGCUGUACAGGAAAUUUCCAGGAUGCCUUCAAUACCCAAGCACUCGUUUUGGACAAACUACCUUUAGCUUUUUAUGCAGGGAUGUUUGCCUACUCUGGAUGGUUUCAAACUAGUUUUGUACGAGAAGAACUAGUGAAGCCAGAACGAAAUAUCCCUCUGGCUGUGAUUGUGUCUGUGAUCACAGUGAUUGUGGGGUAUAUGCUCACCAAUGUUUCCUAUUACACAGUACUGACCGCAGCAGAUGUCCUUGUCUCUCAGGCAGUGGCUGUGAGUUUUGCACGGAAAGCUUUUCACAGCCUUAUCUCUGUGAUUCCAAUCUUGGUUUCCCUGUCUUGUUUUGGAACCAUGAAUGGGGGAAUUUUUACAUUUUCAAGGACAUUGUUUGUGGCUUCCAGGGAGGGGCAAUGGCCCACCCUCUUCUCUAUGAUCCACAUCCAACGCCAUACCCCACUGCCAGCCGUCAUGCUAAUGUUUCCUUUGGUCACAGCCAUGAUUUGUGUAGGAGACCUUUACCACCUGUUGAACUUCUUCAGCUUUUCCCGGUGGCUUUUCAUAGGAUUAGCCACCCUUGGGCUUAUAGUUCAUCGCUGCCGCCAUCCUGAUAUAUUAAGUCCAUUCAAGGUUCCUCUGUUCAUUCCUGUUUCCUUUACUGUCAUCUGCCUUUUCACAGUGGGAAUGUCUUUCUACUCAGACCCAGUUAAUAUCAGCAUUGGAUGUGCCAUCGUUUUAAGUGGUCUUCCAGUUUACUUUUUGCUCAUCAAACAAACAAUGCCAAAUUGUUGCCGUAAAACUUUCUGUUUUCUUACACUGAAGCUUCAGAUCCUCUUGAAGGUGGUACAGCAGGAGAUCAGGACAUACUGACCAGUCCUUACUUUGAAAUAUUGACUUUGGGGAGACUUCUGUACAAGCCUGUAUUUCCUAUCACACCUAGAGUAGCUUUGCAUGGCUGUUUCCAGUUUGGAGUUCCAACACCAUAUGGGAUGUUCAUCAGAGAUCAAAGGCAUAAAGAAGCUUACUAUUUUUGCUUACUAUUUGAUUGUUUUAAAAAUGUAAUCUAUGCUGCUCUUAGUUUUAUCCUCAUCUGCAAUGCAGAUGCACUUAGGUGCAACCAAUAAAUCUGAUGCAGUUGCAUCAGCAUACCCACUCUAUUUCUAUGUAAAGCAUGGGUAGAAAGACAUUAUUUGUAGAUUUUGAAAUACCAUAAAUUUUUUAUAGUUAUGGUAUAUUUUGACAAGCAUUUCUGGGUUAAAGAGAAUUUUGGAUGCUUUUCAGCCUAUGAAAAGCUUUACAAAAGACACAUUUUUCAAAGAUGUAAGUGCAUUUGGUAGGAUUCAAGAUAUUUUUAAACAAAACCGGUGGUGUUAUAAUGGGUUUCCUGCAUACCAGGGUGCUGUGCUGAAUCACCAUGGACAUUUCUUCUGACUUUGAUGGUGUACAUUUGGAAUACAGUUUUAACAGGAUUUUUCAACCACAAUGACAUCCCACUUUCAGUUACUGUUACUGGCACUUCAGCAAGUGUUAGUAACUAAGUGUUAGUAGCUUAAGUGUUAAUUUUAAAUACUUCAGUGCCAUCACCUCAGUUGGGAGAAAACUAUUGUUCUCUACCCAUGCAAAGGAAUAAUGAUUUUGAUACAGUUGCAGUGAUUAAGAUCUAGCCAAACAAAUAAUAAUAAUAACAACAACAGUAGAAUAAUAACAACAGCAGCAGAAGCAGCAAUAACAAUAACAACAUUAAUAGUAGUAGUAUAGCAGAGCCAUGGUCUCAUAUGUUCUUCAGCAUUUGCAUAGUAUUUUGCUUAAAAUAGCAAGAUUCCAUUCUUUCACUAACAUGUUUAAGAUUGAUUUGUCAGACUGAAAUGCAUAUCUUUGUAAGAUAGAGGGCAGAGCAUGUUGUAAAUGUUUUGUAUAUUAAAUGGCAGCAGUGUUAAUUCUUUUCAGUCCAUAUCUGUUUUACAUGUGUUCAUUCAUAAAUAUGUACUAUUUCUGCCUUAAUCUGUAUGUUUUUGAAAAUAAGUAGAAAAAUAUACUCGUUUUAUAUGCAUUUUGUCAUAAAAUAUACAUUUUGCUGUAAACUA
This is a messenger RNA of Crotalus tigris (Tiger rattlesnake), 2929 nucleotides long. Its product is annotated as cystine/glutamate transporter-like. Gene Ontology annotation, biological process: amino acid transmembrane transport. Gene Ontology annotation, cellular component: membrane. The record is from RefSeq and is a predicted model, not a curated record. NCBI's taxonomy places the organism in Eukaryota, Metazoa, Chordata, Lepidosauria, Squamata, Viperidae. The transcript has 14 exons. Bases 291 to 1715 code for a protein of 474 amino acids. Gene Ontology annotation, molecular function: L-amino acid transmembrane transporter activity.